AAUGAUAUCUGCGGGGAGGGGCAAAGGGGUGAGGGGCUCUGCGACCGGAAGUGCGGCCGAACCGGAAGUGGCGGCCGGCGCGAUGGGGAUCGGCGGCAAAAUCAACCGGCCCCGAACGGAGCUGCGCAAGAAGCUCUUCAAGCGGCGGCGGGAGCGGGCGCGGGGGCGGCGGCAGAAGCGGCGGUCGGUGUCGGUCGCGGCGGUGUCGGCCCCGCUGUGGGGGAAGCGGCAGCGGAAGGAGCUGAAGCGGCUGCGGUGGGCGGCGCGCGGGGCGCUGAAGGCGGCGGCGACCGAGGGGAAGAGGCCGCGGGAGGAGGCGCCGAGCGGCGACGUGGAGAUGGCGGAGGCGGCAGCGGAGUGACCCCAGCGCCACCAGUGCCCCGUGCUGCCAUCGCCGGGGCCCCCUCGCUGUCCCCGGUGUCCGCGCCAGGGCCGCCGGAUUGUCCCCGGUGUCCCCAGUUUGCACCGGUGGCCCCAGUCCCCAGUCCCGUCCCAGUGUCCUCAGUCCCAGUGUCCCCAUUCCCAGUCCCAGUGUCCCAGUCCCGUCCCAGUGUCCCCAAUAAACGCGUUCUCUCCUCUCUG
Messenger RNA from Vidua chalybeata, 582 nucleotides. It is a transcript of the gene C32H11orf98, whose product is annotated as chromosome 32 C11orf98 homolog. The coding region runs from base 2 to 361 and encodes 119 amino acids. Lineage: Eukaryota; Metazoa; Chordata; Aves; Passeriformes; Viduidae. The transcript is spliced from 4 exons. The record is from RefSeq and is a predicted model, not a curated record.